Zalophus californianus (California sea lion) is the source of this 950-nucleotide messenger RNA. RefSeq names its product RAS like proto-oncogene A (gene RALA). Bases 267 to 887 code for a protein of 206 amino acids. Gene Ontology annotation, cellular component: plasma membrane. The record is from RefSeq and is a predicted model, not a curated record. Lineage: Eukaryota; Metazoa; Chordata; Mammalia; Carnivora; Otariidae. Gene Ontology annotation, biological process: regulation of exocytosis; Ras protein signal transduction. The transcript has 5 exons. Gene Ontology annotation, molecular function: GTP binding; GDP binding; GTPase activity.
GGCUGCUGCAGAGCGGCCAGGAGGAGGGUGGAUCUCCGGAGAGCGGAGCGCCCCGAGUCCUCCUCCUCCUCCUGCCGCCCAGGCUCCGCCGCCGCCCGUCGGACUCGUCCUUCUGCCGCUCGCGGCGGGGAGCCUCCCAGACGACAAGGGCCAAGCUCUCUCCGGCCGAAGCCAGCUCAGCCGCGGCUUCCGGAGCCCGCGGGGCGGCGGACCGGCUUGCAGUGCAGAUUCUUCUUACUCCUUUGCUGCAAACUCUGUGACAUAAGAUGGCUGCAAACAAGCCCAAGGGUCAGAAUUCUUUGGCCCUACACAAAGUCAUCAUGGUGGGCAGUGGUGGUGUGGGCAAGUCCGCUUUGACCCUACAGUUCAUGUAUGAUGAGUUUGUGGAGGACUAUGAGCCCACCAAAGCAGACAGCUACCGGAAGAAGGUAGUGCUGGAUGGGGAGGAAGUGCAGAUCGAUAUCUUGGAUACAGCUGGCCAGGAGGACUAUGCCGCAAUUAGAGACAACUACUUCCGGAGCGGAGAGGGUUUCCUCUGUGUCUUCUCUAUCACAGAAAUGGAAUCCUUUGCAGCCACGGCCGACUUCAGGGAGCAGAUUUUAAGAGUAAAAGAAGAUGAGAACGUUCCAUUUCUGCUGGUUGGUAACAAAUCAGAUUUAGAAGAUAAAAGGCAGGUUUCUGUAGAAGAGGCAAAAACCAGAGCCGACCAGUGGAACGUUAACUAUGUGGAAACAUCUGCUAAAACUCGAGCUAAUGUUGACAAGGUAUUUUUUGAUCUGAUGAGGGAAAUUCGAGCCAGAAAGAUGGAAGACAGCAAAGAAAAGAAUGGAAAAAAGAAGAGGAAAAGUUUAGCCAAGAGAAUCAGAGAAAGAUGCUGCAUUUUAUAAUCAAAGCCCAAACUCCUUUCUUAUCUUGACCAUACUAAUAAAUAUAAUUUAUAAGCAUUGCCA